AUGAAUGAAGCACAAGCCUUUGUCAACCAGAACAUGGCAGCUAGAAAUGAGCACCAGGCUCAGAUGAAUCAGAACCAGGCGGCCAGAAAUGAGCACCAGGCUCAUAACAUGCAAAGAAUCCAAGCUCCACCUGUUGAGAACAACAAUUUUGAAGUGAAGGCAUCACUUCUCAACAUUGUGCAGAACUCUAAGUUCCAUGGCCUGCCUAUGGAGGAUCCACUUGAUCACAUUGAUCAAUUUGACAGAGUCUGUAAUCUGACAAAGAUUAAUGGGGUAUCAGAGGAUGGUUUUAAGUUAAGAUUGUUCCCUUUCAGCUUGGGAGACAAGUCUCAUCAGUGGGAGAAGAACUUACCUAGAGGAUCCAUUCAAACGUGGGACCAGUCAAUGAAGCUGGUAGAGAACUUAGCUAUGAGUAAUGACACUUAUGGAGAAGAUUAUGAAAGAGCAAACAGAACUGAGGGCUCAAGUAAAGAGCAAAGAAUGGAGAGAGAGCUUAAGGAGUUGAGAAGCCAAGUAGAUAAGAUGAUGGUUGCUUCUCAAAAGCCCAUUCACUUUGUUGGUGAAUGUGAUGACCAGUCUCCAAUUUUUGACAAUGUCAAUGAAGAAGGACUUAUUCAAGAGGAGCUGAACUAUAUAGGGAAUCAGAAAAAGUUUCAAAGGUACAAUAACUUCAACACCAACCAGAACUUGUCUUAUAGAAUCACCAAUGUAGCAAAUCCUCAAGACCAACAACUUCUACAAGGUCAACAAAGAGUUGAAAACAGUUACUCUGAUUUGGGUUCAAAAUAUGAGGCUAUUCAACAAAAGAUCAAAGAGUUAGAGAAGAAUCAAGCUUCUUCAUCAAGACAACAAGGAACUUUACCUGGUAAACCUGAACCUAAUCCCAAGGAAUAUGCUCAUGGCAUUACUCUUAGAAGUGGCAAGUGCUCACUGAAGACAAUGAGCAAGUUGGUGGGGAGGCAGCUCAAAGGAGAUGUGGUGCCUGAGAAACCAUAUGUUCCACCACCACCAUAUCAGCCUAAAUUUCCAUUUACAGGGAGGUUUAAGAAGCAAAUCUUAGAGAAAGCUAGAGCAGUGUUUGAUAAGCAGCUAAGAGAGACCAACUUUACAGUUCCAAUCAUAGAAGCAUUCCUUAUGAUCCCACAACUUGGGAAGUUUUUGAAGGAUGCUAUCUUGAACAGAUCAAAAGAGCUUCAAGGUAUGGUUGUUUUAAGCCAUGAGUGCAGUGCUAUAAUUCAAAGGAAGACAAAUCCAAGGAAGCUUUCUGAUCCAGGGAGCCUCACUCUACCUUGCACCAUUGGUCAUUUAAAGUUUUCUGGUUGUCUUUGUGAUCUUGGAGCUUCAGUAAGUCUAAUGUCAUUUUUAGUUGCACAAAGGUUGGGUUUUAGAGUGUUCAAGCCAGCUAAGACAUCAUUGGUUUUAGCUGAUAGAUCAGUGAGGCUUCCCAUAGGUUUACUUGAAGAUCCAUCUGUUAAGGUAGGAGGCUUUGAAGUCCCCACUGACUUCAUAGUCUUAGAAAUGGAUGAGGAACCAGUGAAUCCACUCAUCUUGGGAAGACCAUUCCUUGCUACAUCAGGUGCAAUAAUUGAUGUGAGAGGAGGCAAGAUUGAGUUGCACCUUGGAUCAGAAUCUCUUACAUUAUUGAAACAAUGGAUGAAUUGGCUAAUGAGCUGUGAACAUGGGUUCUUAGCUGAGGAGAGUGAAGCAUACAAGAUGGUGUUGGAUCAGCAUAAGGCAGGCCAUGGUUCAGAAAAUCAGUUUUUGGAAAUGGAAACAAGCGGCCUUGAGGUUCAGAGCAUCAUUGGGUUCAGUACAAGCCAAGGUCCAGUUCAAGAGUGUAUGGCUGUGGGUAUAGAGGCUGAGCAGGAGGUCAAGCUGGCUGAUGAGAUGAACACCAAAGAAGCUCCGGCUGAGCAAGGAGGUUUCUUGGCUGAUUGGGAUGAGACCAAGGCGCCCUCUGUUGAGCUCAAGCCUUUCUUGGCCUUAAUUCACUUUAUCCUGUCAUCAUCAUUGAUAGGUUGUUAG
This is a messenger RNA of Eutrema salsugineum, 2025 nucleotides long. RefSeq lists its product as uncharacterized. The record is from RefSeq and is a predicted model, not a curated record. Bases 1 to 2025 code for a protein of 674 amino acids. NCBI's taxonomy places the organism in Eukaryota, Viridiplantae, Streptophyta, Magnoliopsida, Brassicales, Brassicaceae. The transcript has 6 exons.